Messenger RNA from Rubroshorea leprosula, 1649 nucleotides. NCBI's taxonomy places the organism in Eukaryota, Viridiplantae, Streptophyta, Magnoliopsida, Malvales, Dipterocarpaceae. The record is from the annotation of a GenBank genome assembly.
ACAGGUUGAGAAAAUGGUGUUCGUAGUUUUCUUCUAAGGGGAGCAGGCGAGAACAAAGAUUUUGAAAAUUUGUGAGGCAUUUGGAGCAAAUUGCUAUCCUGUUCCUGAAGACAUUUCUAAACAGAGGCAAAUUACUAGAGAAGUCUUGUCACGUCUAUCUGAAUUCAAAGCUACUUUGGAUGCCGGGAGUCGGCACCGCAAUAAAGCUCUGACUUCUAUUGGAUUCCAUCUAGCAAAAUGGAUAUAUAUGGUAAGAAGGGAGAAAGCAGUUUAUGAUAUUUUGGAUAUGCUGAAUUUUGAUGUUACAAAAAAAUGCCUUGUUGGAGAGGGUUGGUGUCCUAUAUUUGCAAAAGCUCAGAUUCAUGAAGUACUCCAACGUGCAACAUUUGAUAGCAAUUCUCAAGUUGGGAUAAUUUUUCAUGUCAUGGAUGCCGUGGAUUCACCUCCUACAUAUUUCAGAACAAACCACUUCACAAAUGCAUUUCAGGAGAUUGUUGAUGCAUAUGGUGUUGCGAGAUAUGAAGAGGCAAAUCCUGCAGUUUACACAGUUAUUACAUUUCCAUUUCUUUUUGCUGUGAUGUUUGGAGAUUGGGGUCAUGGAAUAUGCUUGUUGCUGGGAGCUUUGGUCCUUAUAGCUCGGGAAAGUAGGCUUAGUACUCAGAAACUUGGGAGCUUUAUGGAGAUGCUAUUUGGGGGUCGCUACGUUCUUCUUUUGAUUGAUGCACACACGGUUGGUUUAGUUAAAUAUCGAGAUCCAUACCCAUUUGGUGUUGAUCCUAGCUGGUGUGGCAGUCGCUCGGAGUUGCCUUUUCUAAAUUCUCUUAAGAUGAAAAUGUCAAUUUUACUGGGUGUGGCUCAGAUGAACCUAGGAAUCAUAUUAAGUUAUUUCAAUGCACACUUUUUUGGAAGCUCUCUGGAUAUUUGGUAUCAAUUUGUGCCACAGAUGAUCUUCCUUAACUGCCUUUUUGGAUAUCUUUCUCUUCUCAUCAUUAUCAAGUGGUGCACUGGUUUUCAGGCAGACCUUUAUCAUGUAAUGAUUUACAUGUUUUUGAGUCCAACCGAUGAUCUUGGUGAUAAUCAGUUAUUCUGGGGUCAGAGACCACUUCAGAUCCUAUUAUUGCUUCUGGCUAUAGUUGCAGUUCCCUGGAUGCUUCUUCCUAAACCUUUCAUUUUAAAGAAGUUUCACUCUGAGAGAUUUCAAGGUCGCACCUAUAGGAUGCUUGGUGCCUCGGAGAUGGAUAUUGAUGUGGAACCUGAUUCUGCAAGACAACAUCAUGAAGAAUUUAAUUUUAGUGAGGUUUUUGUGCAUCAAAUGAUACACUCCAUAGAGUUUGUUUUAGGAGCAGUCUCAAACACAGCAUCCUACCUUCGUCUUUGGGCUUUAAGCUUGGCACACUCUGAACUAUCAACUGUCUUCUAUGAGAAAGUCCUACUACUUGCUUGGGGGUAUGAUAACAUUGUCAUUGGGUUACUGGGUCUAGCAGUUUUUGCCUUUGCAACUGCUUUUAUAUUACUCAUGAUGGAGACCCUCAGCGCUUUCCUCCAUGCCUUACGUCUUCAUUGGGUGGAAUUUCAAAAUUAAUAUAAUAUUUAUCUAAUUGGUAUUUUAAAUAUACAAAUUAAAAAUAUAAUAAAUAUAAUUUUUUAUA